Agrilus planipennis (emerald ash borer) is the source of this 1363-nucleotide messenger RNA. It is a transcript of the gene shams, whose product is annotated as glucoside xylosyltransferase 1. Lineage: Eukaryota; Metazoa; Arthropoda; Insecta; Coleoptera; Buprestidae. Gene Ontology annotation, molecular function: UDP-xylosyltransferase activity. The transcript is spliced from 7 exons. Bases 138 to 1229 code for a protein of 363 amino acids. Gene Ontology annotation, biological process: protein O-linked glycosylation via N-acetylgalactosamine. The record is from RefSeq and is a predicted model, not a curated record.
AUAGGUUAUGUUUUAUUAUUUACUGUUUGAUUUAAGCACAUUCAAAGUAUUUGUGUAGUAUUUUUAAAAUAAAAAUUAGGUAUUUGGGUACUGUUGGUAAUAAAAAAGAAAAUGCUUUUCUUAGCGAUUAAUAAACCAUGAGUCUGCGAUUUCAUAGCAAGACUUACAUGUUUUUAGCCAUUACAACUGUAGUACUGUAUAUUCUGUAUACAAAAUUUUCAAAACCUGCUAAACAAGAAAACAAUGAAGGCAUACAAGAAAUUAAUAAACAAGAGAGUAAAACUAAAGUUUCUGUUCCAAGAAACAAAAUCGUGGUAGCCGUUGUGGCCUGUGGAGUUAGACUUAAUGAAACUUUAACUAUGAUAAAGUCAGCUGUUAUGUUCACUCAAGCGACUCUACAAAUAAUAGUUGUUACAGAGGAAAAUUUAAUUGAUGGAUUUCAUAAAAUUCUUACUGAAUGGAAAAAUAUAGCACAAGUUUCAUUUGAUUUUAAAAUUCUUCCUUUAACCUUUCCAAAGGAAAAUACAGAAGAGUGGCAAAAAUUAUUCAAACCAUGUGCAUCACAACGUUUAUUUUUGCCUUCUGUACUACAUGAUGUUGAUUCUAUUCUAUAUGUGGAUACUGAUACUCUGUUUUUAACACCCCCUGAAAAGAUAUGGGAACAUUUUUAUAAAAUGAAUUCUAGUCAAAUGGCAGCCUUAGCCCCAGAGCAUGAAGAUCCAAAUGUUGGAUGGUAUAACAGAUUUGCAAGACAUCCUUAUUACGGGAAAUUAGGUGUUAAUUCUGGUGUUAUGUUAAUGAAUUUAACAAGAAUGCGCAAAUUCCAAUGGGGUGCUUAUGUAACACCAAUUUAUAAAAAGUAUAAGUUAAAAAUAACAUGGGGUGAUCAAGACAUCAUUAAUAUAAUCUUUCAUUAUCAUUCUGAUAAACUUUUUAUAUACCCAUGUCGUUUCAACUUCCGACCAGAUCACUGCAUGUACAUGAGUAUUUGCAAAAGUGCAGAAAAGGAUGGGGCAGCAGUUUUACACGGUUCCAGAGGCUUCUUUCACUCUGAUAAACAGCCUGCUUUUAAGAUCAUUUAUAAUGCUUUUGAAAAGUUUCAGCUUGGUGGUGAUCCAUACAGCAACUUUUAUGAAGAUUUAGCUGCAGAAUUAAACGCAACAACGCAUACAAACUGUGGCCUUGUAAAGGACAUAUUUUUGAAAAGUAUUAGACAAUCUUUGCCAUAAAGCUUAUUUUUUUGUUUUUUUUUACGAUAUAACAGUAUUUUACAUAAACUGAUUAAAUUUUUAUACUGCAUACAUUUAACAAUAAUCGUGAUUGUGAUAUAGUUCUAAGUAGCAACACAUUUUUUUCUUUUUUC